Molecule: messenger RNA, 4959 nt
Organism: Lasiodiplodia theobromae
Lineage: Eukaryota; Fungi; Ascomycota; Dothideomycetes; Botryosphaeriales; Botryosphaeriaceae
Product: WD domain containing protein
Exons: 6
Coding region: 1-4959 (1652 amino acids)
Biological process (GO): positive regulation of transcription by RNA polymerase II
Cellular component (GO): nucleus
Molecular function (GO): transcription factor binding
Source: RefSeq, a predicted model, not a curated record
AUGUCCGCCGGCCAGCUGCGACGACACCGCUCGACGUCGCGCAGCAGCUCGCGGCGUGACGAGCAGUCGUCCUUCGCGCCGCCUGCGCCGAGCAUAACACCCAAGGCCCAAGAGUUCGAGCCCUGCGCCGCUACCGCCUCCUUCUUCCUGUACGCCCAGCGGAACGUCAUCCUCUGCCUACACCACGACACAUUGGCCAUUGAACGCCGCCUGGCCCUGCACCGCGAGGACGUGGCGUGGAUUGCCGUCGACAAUGUGAGCGAGAGGGGGGCGGGGCGGUUGGUGGUGAGCUACGACGUCGGCAACACGGCCAUUGUCUGGGACCUCCUCACCGGAGACGAGGUCGCGCGCUUCGCCGCCUACGAGCAGAUCAACGCUGCAACAUUCAUGCGCAAUGGCAACGUCGCGUUCGGCAACUCGCAGGGCAACGUGAUCCUCUUUGAGCCGUCGACCUCCGAGCACAUUUCCGCGCGCACAAUCUUCGACCCCAUCACCGCCUUGGCGCCCGCCGCUGACUGCCGCACCUUUGCCAUUGGCUACCAGAAUGGCUCCAUCCUCAUCGUCACGCUGCAACCGACUUUUACCAUCCUGCACACCCUCACCACCCCGAAGCAGCCCUCGCCCAUCAUCAACUUGGCCUGGCAUGGCUCGUCGUCGAAGCAGAAGUCGGAGAUGCUCGCCACUCAGACGUGCGAUGGCGAUCUUCGCGUCUGGAGCGUGCCCAAAGCUCCGAGUAGCGACCCGCCCUGCGUGAUUCGGAUUCUCAAUCGGUCCGAGAACAGGGAAUCUGGUCCGUGCUGGUUCGGCUGGUCCAAAAACGGACGCAUCGUGCAGUACUCUGAAGGCGCCACCUACGCCUGGGACGUGAGAACUAAAAAAGUCACGUACGACAUUAUUCCGACCAUAGAAGGCGUCACCGCCAUCGCCAACUUUGGCCCGGGUGCUGUUCUGUUCACCCUGGGCCGCAACCACACUGUUCAGCAGUACGACAUCAACCCGAACCAGACUCCCGUAAUAGUUGCCAAUGUCCAGCACGUGCCGGCGAAUACACCCCCCUCGCCGCCGAAUUCGAUCGAAGAGAAGGAGCAGCAGAAGCACCACUAUCACCAUGAAGAGGAAAUCGAGCACGAGCAUCACGAACCUGCUCCAGCUUUGCCCGUCUAUCUCGAUGAGAGCAGCGAAGGUGAAGGGGCCGCCACCAUGUCGCCCCUGCAGAAGAUUGCGCAAGAGAUGGAUCAACUGGAGGAAGAGAGGCGGGAUCGCGUUGGUCCCCUCAGCCCUGUGUCGAGCCGCGGUUCUACGAGCUCUCGCUCGUCCGGGGGAUCGCGGAGAAAUCUUUACCGAUACGACAAGCCGUCUUCUCGAUCCUCUGAAAGCUCGGACGGAACCGUCUUUUCGUCCGGUUCCUCCAUGCGGUCUGGCUCUUCUUACAGGGCUCGUGAAAGCAUGUCCAUCCGUUCCGGCUCCUCUCUCGCAUCUUCAAGACACCGUUCCAGGGGCUCGUCCUCGCUGCGCAAGGAAAUGCUCCGGAGCCCAGAAGAGAGCACGAAUACCUCGGAACUGGAUCUUUUCCCCUUCACAAAAGCCAGGCUCAGCGAUGUUCCGUUCAGGAUGCCGCAGCCAGGUGCGGCGAAGAGUCCCGAUGAGCUCAGGCAGCAAAUGCUCAGCGUGGUUUUUGGCUGGGAAGAUGACAUUGAAAUGUUAAUUCGCGAUGAGCUGAGCCGUCAUUCGUCAGGUUCAGCUAGUAGUGUCCUACUUUCUAAAUGGCUUGGUGACAACGGGGCCGAUUUGAUGGCUUCGAUGAUUGGCUCCGAGUCAAUGACCUCUUCCGACUGGAUGCUGCUCGCCCUGUGCUCAAUGGGCCAGAACUCGCAGAGAAAGGUCGGAGAGGCGUUUGUGCAAAGGCUGAUGGAGAAGGGCGACAUCCAUCCUGCAGUUGCAAUCCUUCUCGGCCUCGGUGAGUUGAACGAAGCUGUCGAGGUCAUGGAAUCCACCGAACCCUGGUCAUCCCCCAAGGCACAAGACGACGUCUACCGCGCCCAACAAAGCCAGGCUGAGGCGCAGCUUAGCCCUCCCCUCUCUCCGCCUUCUGCCGGUCCGAACCGUGUCAAGCAGUCUGGUCUUAAGCUUUUCACCAGCUUCAACGACCAUAGUAGCAGUGCCCUUUCUGCUGGCGGCGACCGCACGGCGCAAGGAAUUACUCCCAUCGCGCAGUCUGCGCUUUCUCCUGGUGGAGGAAACAACUGGUUGCAUCCGGGUAGGAGCGCUAGGGAGCCAUCUUCCGCCAGGACUGCGACCCCAGGUGGAUACGGUCGAAAGCGCUUCCCAUCCAAGCCUGACUACAUGAGGGGAACUCCCAUCUCAGAAACGCCAAUCAUGGGUGGCGGGGAAACACCAUUCCCGACAACUGCGGUUAAGGAGCCGGAGUCUAUCGAAAUCAAUUUCGGAGUCGAACAAGAUUCCGUCCACUCUCGCCACCCCAGCAUUGAGGUCUCGACCGAAGAACCGAAGGAAGCGCCGAAGGAUGAAGAACCGAUGUUGCUCAGUGCCGUUGCAUACACCCCGAGCGAUGCAAAGAAGAAGGCGUCCGAUGCACUGCCAUCUCCUGCCCACGCCGUUUUCGAACACCUAAAGCAAGAAUCACGCCAGCGAAACGGGUCCAGAGACAGGAAACCAGAUGGUCUUUAUCUGGAUGUGGUGGAUACCGUUGAGACCAGUGAUGCGCCUUCAACUGCAUCGCAGUCUGGGUUCCUCACCGGUCGCAACGCUGAGCUUAGUCCCCCACUGACGAGCAACAGCGUCAAGAGCUCCAAGAUCAGAGGCAUCGACCAGUACAUCAGCAGCUUGGAUGAGGCCAACUACCACGCACGUAAAGCUAGCCGUUCUCGCGCUGGCAGCAAGGAUCGCGCGGGAAGGAGCAGCAGACAAGGUGCCCGCGAUGCGUCUCAGACUCGCGGACGCUCUGGCACACGCUACAUCAAGCCCGCCAAGCGCUCCCCAUCCUCGCCGGUUCCCAUGUCCCCAGAGGAGGCCGCAUUGUACAGCAGUGGCAACAACAGUGGAAACAACGACAGCUACGAUGACGAACGGUAUUACAAGGUUGCCUCGCCCAUGGUGGCUUCCAGACGCGGACGCAGCCGCAGUGGCACCCGGGGUACGUCCAAGGUUAGGUCGUCCUCAAAGCUCGGCCGGCGCCAUGAGUCCACCGAGCGCAGGUCUCGCAGCAGAAACGGACACCUGGGCAGCAGGGCGGCUAGCCGUCAAGCAAGCCGGGAUGGCCGCUCCAACGGGGAUGAAAGAGGGCGCCUCUCUCCCACUUCUCCUGUUCCUAUGUCCUCGGAUCCACUCUUCUACAAGAGCGACGGUGAUGAUGACGGCGCUUUCGAAAUCGUGAAGUCGCCUGUUAGGACCCGCCAGCGGAGCUCAAGCCGCCGGCCAAGUGGGCGAUCCAGACAAUCCUCGCCUGACCGGCAUGGUCGGGAGCGGUCGCAAAGCCGUAGACCUAGUCAGCAGGACAUCACGAACAUUCGUCCUGAGUCUCCAGAGAUGACCAACGGCCGCCAAGCCUCUCGCCAGCGGAUGCCGAAACUGCAGACUGACUUCUCGUCCGGAGCUGCCGCCGCUGCGCAAAAGAUUCUCUCGCAGAAGGAACGGGCUGCUCGCGAACUCGAGGAGCGUCGUUUGUCUCUAGCCAGAAGGCCCUCCGCUCCAGUGAUCCCACACCCGCAGGAACUGUCCCGGCCUCCGAUCAGUGGCCGCUCCUUGACCGACCUUGGAAAUUCGCCUACUUCUUUCAUGCCACCCAUGUCCUCGCACAGUGACAAGGGCUUGCCUCGCAGCCAGACAGUCGAUCCUGAGAUGAUGCGCUACAACCCUAGACACACCACCGGGACCUCCACUAGGUCAACGCCGAUCGGACUUCCUGCUACGCCACGGGCUCUGCGCCAUCCUCGAUACAUGAGCUCUGACCCUGGCGACCGCGACGAAGUGCCUGCCGUGCCUCAGAUCCCUCAGCAUAUCAUCGAGGUGAACAUCGACAACCAUGCCGAAGUCCAAGAUGAUGUAGCUCCCCUGCUUCCAGCAACUACGUUUGGUCAGGCAGGACCCCAGAGCCCACAGCGCUCGGCUUCUGCACCUCCGGAGCACAUCAACGGCGGCAGGCGCGGGUCAGCCAGUAGCCGUGGCAGUGGCAACAAACGCAUCAGCCCCCCGCCAAUCACGGCCAGCAUCGAUGAGACGUUGCACGGCGAACAGAUCAUCAUCGUUGGUGAGCCCGAAGCGAAGGAAAACCCUCCCCUUCUCGCCGAGCUGCAGCAUUUGGCCGCUCCUCCGCCGCCUCCGCCGCCGCCCAUGUUCCAUGGACACAGUCGUACGGGCAGCGGUGUCAUCAACAUUGCCAUCGAUGAGAACCCCAGCGGCCGCACGACCACUCCUGCUGUGCCCCCACCAGUGGACUACCCGAUCAAUGACAUGCCGCCGCCGCCGCCGCGUCCGCAUACCGGCUCGCCCCACAUGCACCGUCGGGGCCGUGGUUCCGUCAGUGAGAGCAUCGGCAGCAGGCUUCGUGGUGUGACUGAGCGCAUGCGCAGCACGUCCCGCUCGCGGGCGAAGUCGCCGCCAAACGACUACAACCAUGCUCCUUCGCCCUAUGAGACGGUCAUCCCGGGGAUUGACUUUGGUCACAAUCGCUCCAACAGCGCGUACCAGCAGCAGCAGCGCGCCAAGUCGCCGCUCAGCGAGAGUCAGAACUUCCUCGACCAGAUCCCGCCUCCUCCGCCGCCGGCUCCUUCGGUAGGAAGCCCAAUGAUGGAGCAGGUCAUCCCUCCCGACUCGAACGCGCCGAGCCGCCAGAACGACCGCGGCUACAUGCGCCACCCGAGAGAGAUCAGGGCCAAUAUGCCGCCCGAGCAGAUUCAGGCCGGCGUCGUGCCUAUGGAAAGUCCCACCGGCAUGAUCUGA